Messenger RNA from Mycetomoellerius zeteki, 1295 nucleotides. Its product is annotated as U5 small nuclear ribonucleoprotein 40 kDa protein. Bases 91 to 1140 code for a protein of 349 amino acids. NCBI's taxonomy places the organism in Eukaryota, Metazoa, Arthropoda, Insecta, Hymenoptera, Formicidae. The record is from RefSeq and is a predicted model, not a curated record. Gene Ontology annotation, molecular function: RNA binding; protein binding. Gene Ontology annotation, cellular component: catalytic step 2 spliceosome. The transcript has 6 exons.
UUACUGGACAAGUGUUCGUGUCUCCUCAUGCUGUUGAAAUCAAGUAAAUAAAUAAUAAUAAGUAAGUGCUCCAGUUGAAGUUGAAUCGACAUGCCGAUCUUGGACAAAAGAAAAGGGGACGAUAUUCUAGCGUUGGUCCCCGCUUCGAAAAGGACCAAAAAUGAAGUCGUCUUCAGCAGCAGAGAGAAGGCGGUUGUGCAAAGCGGCCCACCACGGACAUCUUCCUUAAUGUCAAUGAUAAUGUUACUCGAGGGUCAUCAAGGAGAUAUUUUCUCAUUAGAAUUUCAUCCGGAAGGACAGUACCUUGCAUCCACGGGAUUUGAUCGACAGAUCUUCCUUUGGAAUGUUUAUGGAGAAUGUGAAAAUAUUGGUAUUAUGACUGGACACAGUGGAGCAGUGAUGGAAUUACAUUUCAGUCCGGAUGGCAAUCAUUUAUACACGGCCAGCACAGACAUGACAUUGGGUUUGUGGGAUAUAGUAGCUGGUACACGAAUUAAGAAGUUGAAGGGCCAUACUUCGUUCGUAAAUUCUGUAUCAGGUGCACGAAGGGGACCUACGUUGCUCUGCUCAGGCAGUGACGACAGUACUAUACGUAUUUGGGAUCCAAGGAAACGGGGUCAGUGCUACACAUUGAACAAUACAUAUCAGGUUACUGCAGUGACGUUUAAUGAUACGGCAGAACAAGUGAUUAGUGGUGGAAUUGACAAUGACAUAAAGGUGUGGGAUCUUCGAAAAAAUGCUGUGCUCUACAAACUGAAAGGACACACUGACACUAUUACUGGAUUAAGUCUCAGUCCUGAUGGAUCUUAUAUACUUUCCAAUGCUAUGGAUAACACGCUGAAGAUAUGGGACGUGCGACCAUUUGCUCCUUACGAACGCUGUGUGAAGAUACUGUCUGGACAUCAACAUAACUUCGAAAAGAAUCUUCUGAGAUGCGCGUGGUCACCGGAUGGUAGCAAAGUAUCGGCGGGAUCGUCAGACCGAUUUCAUUACAUCUGGGAUACUACAAGUCGUAGAAUAUUGUACAAAUUACCGGGACACAAUGGAUCUGUAAACGAUAUCGAUUUCCAUCCAAAGGAACCUAUAGUGUGCUCGGGAUCUAGCGACAAGCAAAUCUACUUAGGUGAAAUCGAGACCUAAUAACAUGGAACUCAUAUUUAAUACAUUUAUGUACUUGUAAAAAAAUAGAGAGAAGAAAAGACAGAACUGUCUUUGGAUAUCGGUGAUUUUCUCUUUGUUUCAUUUCCUUCACUAUAUUGUGCAUUUUUUAAUUCAUAUGUGAUAUAUUUACGUAU